AUGGAGCACGACCCCAAAGUCCCGAAAUAUCAGACGUCCGACCCGACCUCAUUUGCCUUCAAGUCGGCGCGGGAACGGUGGCCGGCAAUCAUCACGGGGGCCAUCGACGAUGUGCACCGUACAGUUGCCUCGCUGCCAGCCUCGGAGACGGAGAAGGAAGCCAUCGCGGAAGGCAAGUCGAUCGUGGCCGCGCUGGGGACGCUCAAGUACGAACUGCAGCACAACCGGGUGAUGACGCUGAUCCCGUACGACGGGCAGGGCGACGUCGAGAGCUACAACGCCGAACUGGAGGCGCGGGGCCCGCCCAAGUGGCACGAUGUGGAGUGGCUGUUUGCGGAAUGCUACCUGUACCGGCGCAUGGCGACGCUGUUCAGCACGGCCAAGACGGGCUUCUGGCAGCGGUACGACGUGUUCCAGCGGCAGAAGAUGAGCACGUUCCGGUCGUCGCGGCCGGCGGUGUUGGAGCUGGCGGGCCGGUACCGCGACAUCCUGACGCAGAUCCGUACGUCGCGCGAUCACGGCGUGGUCGAGGCCCAGGACGCGCAGCAGGAAAAGGAGGCCGAGAAGCUGCUGUUCGUCGAAAUGGCCGAGGUGUGUCUGUGGGGGAACGCCACCGACCUCAGCCUGCUGACCAGCCUGACCUACGAGGAGCUGCAGAAGCUGCAGGGCAGCCAGGCCCGCAAGGACUCGGAGGCUAAGGUGCUGGUCAACGACCUCGGCCAGGCCUUUGAGGUGCUCUACGCCGCUGCCCACCAGGCCGGCGAUCCCGCUACUGCUCCCGCUCCCAGCAGGCGCGUCGACAUCGUACUCGACAACGCCGGCUUCGAGCUCUUCGUCGACCUCAUCCUCGCCGGCUACCUGCUCGCCACGGGCCUCGCCACCGAGGUUGUGCUGCACCCCAAGAGCAUCCCGUGGUUCGUCAGCGACGUGGUCCCGGCUGACUUUGCCGCCCUGCUCACCGCCAUGCAAGACCCUCGCGCCUUUUACACUCCCACUGCUACUGACGGUGAUGGAGCUGCGCCCGCCGCGCCCCUGUCCGACCACGACGCCGCUCUGGUUCAGUUCCUCUUCGACGACUGGAGCCGCCUUCACGCCGACGGCCAGUUGAUUCUGCGCCCGUCCCGCUUCUGGACCCACGCCGGCAGUUUCUGGCGCCUGCCGCACACCGCGCCCGCCGUGUUGGACGAUCUCAAGGAGAGCCAGCUCGUCAUCUUCAAGGGCGAUCUGAACUAUCGCAAGCUGACUGGUGAUGCAGCAUGGCCCGCCACCACCCCGUUUGCCACCGCCAUCGGCCCGCUCGGUCCGGCAUCUGGGGUCAGAACGCUGGCGCUGCGCACGUGCAAGGCCGACGUGGUGGUCGGCUUACCCGAGGGCAAGGACGAGGAGAUCCGGGCCACGGAAGGCGGCGGCGGCGAUUCCGGCGCCAGGGCCUGGGCUUGGAGCGGGAAAUGGGCCGUCGUGCAGUUCUGUGAUGGCAAGGUCUGA
Capronia epimyces CBS 606.96 is the source of this 1485-nucleotide messenger RNA. RefSeq lists its product as uncharacterized. Gene Ontology annotation, molecular function: phosphatase activity. Bases 1 to 1485 code for a protein of 494 amino acids. The record is from RefSeq and is a predicted model, not a curated record. The transcript has 2 exons. NCBI's taxonomy places the organism in Eukaryota, Fungi, Ascomycota, Eurotiomycetes, Chaetothyriales, Herpotrichiellaceae. Gene Ontology annotation, biological process: DNA damage response. Gene Ontology annotation, cellular component: nucleus; cytoplasm.